This is a messenger RNA of Emericellopsis cladophorae, 2901 nucleotides long. RefSeq lists its product as uncharacterized. Gene Ontology annotation, cellular component: membrane. The transcript is spliced from 6 exons. The record is from RefSeq and is a predicted model, not a curated record. Gene Ontology annotation, biological process: amino acid transmembrane transport. The coding region runs from base 1 to 2901 and encodes 966 amino acids. Gene Ontology annotation, molecular function: L-amino acid transmembrane transporter activity. NCBI's taxonomy places the organism in Eukaryota, Fungi, Ascomycota, Sordariomycetes, Hypocreales, Bionectriaceae.
AUGGCUGACCCGCUGCCUGUGUGGCUGCCUAGGGAAGAUGUUGCCCACACUCAGCAGCCGCCCUUGUUCCUGGGUGCGCAGGACGACGACGACGACAAUGAUCUUAUUCGACGAGUCACAGGCGCGCCGGUCAACAAGAACGACUUUGUCACCAGGACUCCCAAGGAGCCCUUCCGUCUAAGUUUCAUGGAUGUUCUCUGUCUCGUCGUGAACCGAACGAUCGGCAUCUUCAGCGGACCACAAGAGGUGAUGAAGGGCGUAAAGAGUCCCGGCCUGGCCAUGCUCAUGUGGGUUCUCGGAUGCAUCCAUAGCAUCUCGGGAGCCCACGUCUUCAUCGAGUACGGUCUCAACGUCCCACGCUACGUGAUUGACGGCGUGGAGCAGUCCGUCCCGCGUUCCGGAGGCGAGCUGCACUACUUGUCAUAUGUCUUCCCCAGCCCGAGUUACGGCCAAGGCACUGUCCUGCUGAGCGGUGUCAUGUUUGGCAUCAGCUUCUUAUGCGUGGGCAACAUGGCGAGCAACUGCCUCGACUGUGCCCUGCGCAUCAUGCAGGCCGGCCAACCGCGCAAGACGGAGCUGGAAUUGAACAAGGGGGCUAUUUAUGGAAUCGCCAUUGUCAUUGCCACCUUGACCUGCUUCAUACACGCCUUUUCCCGGCGGGGUGGGAUCCUGCUGAACAACUUUCUCGCCUUUGUCAAAGUCUGCUUUCUGCUCGCGAUUAUCCUUUCCACGUGGAUCAAAGCUGGUGGUUCCUCAGGGAUAUGGGCGUUUCGGAACGAUUUCGACACCUACGUCGACGUCGACGCGCAGGUCAGCACGGAUCAAAGCGGCUAUACACAAGCAUUCUACACGGUUGUCUUCGCAUACUUUGGCUUCUACCAGCCCACAUAUGUCCUUGGCGAGAUCAAGAAUCCACGCAAGAACCUUCCCAGAUCCAUAUGGUGGGGCUUGGGCAUCGUGUCGACCCUCUACUUGGCUGUUAAUGUCUGCUACAUGAUCGUGGUGCCCCCACGGGCGCAGAUGAAUAACAACGUAGCCCAAGCCUUCUUUGCGAGAAUCUUCGACGACAGCAUUGCGGCCAAGAGAACCGUCAGUAUCCUCCUUGCCAUCUCGUCUUUUGGCAACAUUGUCGUCUGGACGUUCACCGCCGCACGCAUGAAGCAGGAGAUUGCCAAGAAGUGCUUCAUCCCAUUCGCCAGCUUCUUUGCCAAAAACAAGGACUUGAGCCUCGGUCGACUUCUGCUCUGGCUCGAGGGCAACAAGCGCGAUAAACAGGGGAGGAAUCGGAGGUUUGGGUUCCUCGAACCGGCGAAUCACCAAGAGAAAACACCCGUGGGGGCUCUGUGUCUGCACCUCGUGACCUGCGUCAUCCUGAUCUUGGCAACCUUUGGCAUGACGCCGAGCAAUGCCUAUGUCUUGCUAAGCAGGCUGUUGUGCUAUGUUCUCGCUGCGUUCUGCGGCGUCUUUCUUGCCCUCGGCAUUCUCCUCUUGCGCUUCAGGGGUCCGCCACAAACAAACCUGGGCAGUCCAGAGGGUCCUGGCCAGCCAUCGGCCACAAAGACCUGGGCUGACAUGACCAGCGGGACAGUCAAUCCAAGGUUAAGCAUUGUAUGCGCUUUUCUCUACCUCGUGGGGAAUUUGUCCCUCAUCAUCAUGCCUUGGGUCAAGCCUCGCUCGCCCGCCGCCGCCGCAGCGAAGCCAGCCGCGUGGUAUGUCGUGCCGACAGUAUCCCUAAGCAUCAUUACAUUCGCCUCCCUGUGGUUCGUGGGCUUCUGUGCCAUCACAGAGUAUACGAGCUAUUCGGGCCGGAAGAGAUUUGUGUACGCGGCGCUCCCCGAAUUCGACUGGGCACACCGGAGCCAGCCUGAGCUGGGGCGGAUCUUGAAACACGAGACCAUCACGAGACGAUGGGAAGCCACAGAGACGCAUGAGCUGCAAGCGCCCAUAACGUCUGCUGAAAAGGGACCGCUACAGGCUGUCUCGAAUAUGGAGAUGGGGCACACCGAGGGCCUGACCGUGGCACGGGACUUUGCCGACCGCAUCCACGGCAAGACCGUCCUCGUCACGGGCGCCAACCUCGAGGGCAUUGGCUUCUCGACAGCGCAGGCCUUUGCCUCUGGCUCGCCAGCCCAGCUGAUCCUGUGCGGCCGCAAUCCGAGCAAGGUGCGAGCUGCCAUCGACGCCCUCCAGGCACAGUACCCCCACGACGACUACCGCUCUCUCCAGGUCGGCCUCGGCCGCCAAGGCGCUCCUCGCCUGGGACGACGUCCCCGCCGUCCAAAUUGUCGUCAACAGCGCCGGCAUCAUUCCAGCCCCAGGGGCGACGUGCGCAUCGUCAACGUCAGCUCACGGUCGCCGACGAGUUCCGGUCCUCGCUUCAGCGAUAUUAACUUCGAGGUCAAGAAUGGCGAUCUUCCCGAGGCGGAGAAGCCGGACGAGGCCAUGUUUCGCUUCUGGGGGUACGAGAACAUCAUGGACCACGCCAAACUGCCGCUGGACGGCUACAGCCGCAGCAUGGUCGCAAACGUGCUCUUCAGCGUCGGUGCCACCGACAGGCUGUACGAAAAGUACGGCAUCCUGUCGACGUCCGGGAAUCCGGGCAUCAUUGACACCGACCUGCCGUGCAUCUUUCCAGCGUCUGAGAAGAGGGCGAUGGAGGCCGCCUUCGCGUCAGGCAAGACGAAGAAGAGGACGCUUUCCAUGGGCGCGUCCACCAGCCUGGUAGCCGCGCUGGAUCCGAAACUAAAGGUCGAGAGCAAGCCUGGCCAGGAGAACUAUGGAGUGUUUCUCGAGGACUGCCAAAUCAGCGACAAGGCCCGACCGCCGGCGGUGUCGAGCCAGAAUGCUGAUAUCCUGUGGUCGCUGCCCGAGAAGCUGGUGGGACAGACGUUCUCUUGGUGA